This is a messenger RNA of Eublepharis macularius, 5883 nucleotides long. RefSeq names its product G protein-coupled receptor class C group 5 member B (gene GPRC5B). Gene Ontology annotation, molecular function: protein kinase binding; G protein-coupled receptor activity; protein kinase activator activity. The coding region runs from base 321 to 1484 and encodes 387 amino acids. The transcript is spliced from 4 exons. The record is from RefSeq and is a predicted model, not a curated record. NCBI's taxonomy places the organism in Eukaryota, Metazoa, Chordata, Lepidosauria, Squamata, Eublepharidae. Gene Ontology annotation, biological process: G protein-coupled receptor signaling pathway. Gene Ontology annotation, cellular component: signaling receptor complex; intracellular membrane-bounded organelle; plasma membrane.
GCAGGCGGGCGGGCCUCCUUCGCGCCGUUCACGCGCUCCAUGAGCCGGGUCGGGGCCGCAGCGCCGCGGGGGGGUCUGUCGGGCGCCCCAGCCCCGAACGUGACUGCGAGCGCGGCGGGCUCUGCGCCACCGAGCGCUCCAGCGAGGCAGCCCCGGCGGGUCCCGAGCCAGGAGGGCUGGGCGGGACUCGGAGAAAUGCGGUAGGGAACAAUCGGCACUCCGGGCACGUUUGCAGCGGCGUCGCGCGCGCCGGAGUUGGUCGCCCGCCGGGCAGCCCAGCGCCGAAGUUUGCAAGGGGCGUCUCUUGUCAAGGCAGAACAAUGAUCGCCUUUCCCCUUAUCAGUCUUCUUCUCCUCUUUGUGGUUGGCUACGGGUCGUCUGAGAACUCCAGUACCUCAAGAGGGUGUGGCCUAGACCUUCUUCCACAGUAUGUUUACCUCUGUGAUCUGGAUGCUAUCUGGGGGAUAGUAGUGGAAGCUGUUGCUGGGGCUGGAGUGCUGACGACAUUGUUGCUGAUGUUGAUCUUGCUUGUGAGGUUGCCCUUCAUCAAGGAUAAAGAGAAGAAGAGUCCUCUGGGAGUGCAUUUCCUCUUCCUUUUGGGGACCUUGGGACUUUUUGGCUUGGCGUUUGCAUUCAUCAUACAGGAAGAUGAGACCAUAUGUGCAGUCCGCCGGUUUCUGUGGGGGGUCCUCUUCGCACUGUGUUUUUCAUGCUUGCUCGCUCAGGCCUGGAGGCUACGGAAACUAGUACGGCAUGGCAAAAGCCCAUCAGGAUGGCAGCUGGCUGGUGUGGCCAUCUGUCUUGCACUUGUCCAAGUCAUUAUUGCUACUGAGUGGAUGAUACUGACUAUUGUGAGAGAUGGACAGUUGGCUUGCAAUUAUGAGCCGAUGGAUUUUGCAAUGGCUUCCAUCUAUGUCAUGUUUCUGAUGGUGGUGACCAUGGGCUUUUCUUUCUUCACGAUGUGUGGAAAGUUUAAGAAGUGGAAGAAGAAUGGUGUAUGCCUCAUUAUAGCCAGCUUUUUCUCAAUUCUCAUUUGGGUUGCUUGGCUGACUAUGUAUUUGUAUGGUAACAAGGAACUGGGAAGAAGAGACCAAUGGAGUGACCCUACUCUUGCAAUAGCCCUGCUGUCCAGUGGCUGGGUGUUUGUGAUCUUUCAUGCUAUUCCAGAGGUCCACUGCUCCAUUCUUCCAUCUCAACAAGAAAACACACCUAAUUAUUUUGAUACUUCACAACCACGCAUGCGUGAAACGGCUUUUGAGGAUGACCUUCAGCUUCCUCGGAGCUACAUGGAAAAUAAAGCCUUUUCAAUGGAUGAACAUAACGCAGCUUUACGAACGGCAGGAUUUCGCAACGGCAGCUUAGGAAGCCGUCCGAGUGCUCCCUUCAGAAGCAACGUCUACCAGCCCACUGAGAUGGCAGUUGUCUUAAAUGGUGGGACUAUUCCAACUGCUCCGCCAAGUUACACUGGAAGACACCUUUGGUGAAAAAGCUUUAUAGGCUUUUUAGAGGAUGGAGAAUGAUUAACACAUUUUAUAUCCUGGCAGUGUGUCUUUAUGAGGGAGGAGUCAAUGCUAGCAAAGGACAAAGCAACGCAAAACAGCGCCCCAACAAAACCCCAUCCAGGAGCUUGGGAUGGCCUAGAGGCAAUAGCUUGUUUUACUUCUUAAAAAAAAGAAAGUAAUGUGAACACUGUUGAAUUGAUAAGCUAACCAUAAAAGUGAAACCUCUGCAGUGAAAUAUAAGCUGAAACUAUAUUUAAAGAUAGGUGUAGGCACACUUUUUUUUUGAAAAAUGAGAGAAGGGGACACAGUGUUCUGAAAAGGCAAGAGAGCUUUUAUCUGAAGCCAGUGUGCAAGGCAAACUGGUUGCUUUGGAAAGGAGACUAAAACAAAAUAUAUCAAGUCAAUGUCCUUAUUAAAAUUUAAUCCACAUUGCCGUAAGAGAUUGGCCUUGUAGGGUUAUCUUUUUACCUUGUCAGUCUUCUUUGAUAAUUCUAAAAGGUCCACAAAAAUGUCAUCCCCAUUCAUCUAGAAUGCAGCUUGACUGUCCCUUAGAAUCCACAAUAGACCAUCGAUUACAAACUCACCCCAGAGUAAAGAGGAGGUUCAUUUUUAUAUGCCACAUACUUAGUGGGUUUCUAAUACAAGCUAUACAAGUGCAGGUGUUGGUGCCUGCUUAUCAGAUGCACUUAACUGUGAUCUGGUGACUUGGUCUCCAGCUAUGGUUCCUGACCGGCUUUCUUUUUCUGAGAAGUGACAACAGAAAGUCACCCGGUAAUCUGUGUACAUAUGGGGUGGGGCAGUACUGACUCCUCCUCUUGCAUGCAGGAUACUGCAAAAGCUGGUGUAAGAAGGCAGAGUUGUAUGUGCAGACCAAGACAACAUAGCCCUUGCAUCAUCAUAGGUAUGAACUAUCUCCAGAACCACUUGGAGUUUAAGGACAUCUAUUGUACACUUCAUAGAAUCACACACACACAACUGCAACAGCAAGAUGGAAGACAAAAACAAGGAAAGUAAGAGGGGCUUCUCUGGGGGGGCAGUCUGCAAAAUUCUCCCCUCCCUACUACAUAUUCCUUCCCAUCCCCAGCUAAACACUGAAGCUUCAUGGACUGCAAAUGGUUUGUUAAUUUUAUUGCAUUUUAUUGUGUGGUCAAUUUAAUAUGGAGCCUUUUAUUUUGUAUGGGAUUGUUUUUCUUUUGGUUAUUGGGGAAAGGUUUUCUUUCUUUUUUCUUUCCAGAGGGUACCAUGUUCUCACUGCCUUUUUCAUAUUUCCAUGGUUUUAAUGGUGUUCAGCAAAAUCAUUCCUUCAUUAUUUAGCAUUUAAAUGCAUAUUGGGCAUGUGAAUCAGUCAUUACAUCCUCAGUGCUGGCCACCAUUGCACUCUGCUUUCCUAGAGAUUAAAAACUAUUGAGUUUGGUUGGUUGGUUUCUUGUCUUAGGACAUAAGAUUACAAAAUAGGUAGCAAAAUCGACCUUUUCUUUUCGCAUUUGCUCUGGCAUAAAUACAUUUCUCUUUUGAACGAUCAAUAAAAAGAUAUAUACAGACAACAAUGAAUAGCUCAGUAGCUUCAACAAGGAAAAGCUACCAGCUGUAUCUUGCAGAAGGAAAAAAACCCCUAUUUCUUUUGGUGGGUGGAAAAAUCUCUUUUUCUUCACAUACCUCGUUUCUACUAUUGACUAGACUUGAGCUUGUGCUGCUUCAGACUGCAGAUGGGGGGUGGGUGGGUGAAGUGUACCAAAAUAAAACAUGCCUGUAGAAAACUACCACGUCUGGGAGGAGGACAGGUUGGAAACCCUCUCUCAGAUGUGUGGAGAAGGGGUUCUAGUUCAAUUCCUGUUAGCUUUCUCUGUGGAAAAAAAUUGAUUGUUUGGGAAAGAUGUUCCAUCACAUGGAUCCCACCUGCAAUCUAAAGGGAUUCAGGCCAAGGUACAGAUUUACCAUGUUAAUGAGACCAUGUAGCUAACCCCACACACACUAAAAUGUUCUCCCUGACCAAGAAAAAAUUCCCGAGGAGUAGCUGUGUUAGUAUUUCACAGCAAAAAUGAACAUAGGUCUUGUGUCAUCUGUAAGAAGUUUUUAUUCUAGCAUGAACUUUCAUGGGGGCUCUAGACCACACAAGCCUUUAUUUUGACAGAGAAGGGGGAUGAGAGAUCAGGAUGAAUGUGAUAUCCCCUGUGGUAUUCUAAAAAAUAUCCCUUAACACACCACGAUUCUCAUAGCAAAGUUAUUUAACAUUUUUCAACUUUUAAAAGUAGAGAAUAGCAAUAAUUUUCUGUUGUGCAUCAUCACAAGAACCAAGUUACCUCCUGAGAGAUAACUCUGACCAAGACAAACAAGACACAUACAUACUUUUACAAAAAUAUUCAUCAGACCUUGAAUCAAUGAUAAAAGUUGAUUAAGGAGAAACACAUGGUAAAGGCCAGGGAUUUUCUAUUGCCAAGCAAUCUAGACAUUCCUGUUUUAAAAGAGGCCUUGCUCAAAAAAGAAUAAAGUAUUGUGAUUUAAAAAGUUGAAUUCAGAAAAUGUUAAAUUUGGCACUAUACAAAAAUCCUGUUUGAUGCUUUCCUGUAUAAUGUGCAUGUAUUUUUUAAAGUAGAGCUGCAGUUUGAAAAUGGGUUUCUGAAACGUGUAAGAUGAACAUGGUAUAAAUGGCAGAACAGUUUAAUGUUAGCAAAAAUCAAUGGAAACAAACUAAUCUAUUUUUAAUUUGAGGGGCAACUUUUCUUUAAAAAGCUGAUUCAGAAAUAUUAAGAUGUUUAAUUUUUCUUUUCUAGACAAGAAGGGAUUUAGCAAUCCUGCUCCCCAUUAAGCCAAUGGCAGUUUGGGAUCUUAAACAAAGACAGGGCUGGAUCCUGCAAACACAGGACUUCCAUUUACUGCUCAUGUGAACUUGGCCCGUGAUAUGUAGUGGUAGGAGGUGUGUUAAUUUUAAACUAUAAAAGGGAUUUAUAUAUAUUUCCCACAGCAACUUAUUUUUGAACCACUUAAUUUUUUUCUCAGUCUGUGGUGUUUGUGAUGUUAGAUGCACCCCAAACAAUGUAUGAUUGGAAAUAAAAAGGCACUUUUGUGUUUGUUAUAUUUUUGUUAAUGUAACAGAGGUGUCAAUACUUUUUGCCUUUUCUGAAAAUUAUUUAGAAUGUAGAGCAUCUGGUGAGCAAAACAACUUCACAACAGUAAGCACAAAUUAUGUAGGGAGUCAGUUUCAUGGUAACUCACUUUGGUAAACAUAAAAGCUACUAUGUUCUCCACCAUUGCCAACUUAAUAAUGCUUUUAUGACAGAAAACAAUGAAGUGCUACAGCACCUUGGAACUUGGUUACAUUAGAGUUUUCUAAAUGAGCUAAGUGGUUUCCACCCAUGAUAGCUGGCAGCAAAAGAGCUAGAACUCCAGGCAAUUUAUCAGUAAAGCUUCACUGUUUCAAUAGCAUUUACAUGAGGACUGUGCCCAUGGGUUGCAACCCACACCUCUCUGAUGCCAACAGCAGAACUCCCAAGGACUAGCUGGGUCGAGUAAGCACAUUCCAGAAAAUGUCAAACAUCUCAAUACAUCAAGCAUUCUUUAUUUUCUGUGAACGACACGUUCACCUCCACUAACUGGCUGUGGUGUACCAAUUCCAUGAAAGCUGGGCUGUCCAGUUGAAGCCCUGUGGAAUUUUGUAUUGCCAGUUCCACUGAUGGGGAGCUAGUGCUACUGUCUGUUCAGUGGCGCUGUGUGUGGAGCAAUCACACAAGUUAGAACCAGGGGGUCUUUCCCCUGCAUCAGCCCCUUUGAGUUCUUGGCACGGGCAAUCUAGAAGUGAAAGGUUGUUUCCACACUGGCCUCUCCCUGGAGAGGAUUGUGAUGAAUAUUUUUCAGGGCUCAAAUCAUGGUGUUUUGAAAGGUAGCGUGUCCCCAGAAAAGACCUUCCUAGGGAUGAAACUCUAGAUUAGCAAGAUGUGUUAGAAUUCUAGCUGUGUCCGCAUUUAUAAGGACAGCCCCUCCUAUCUGGUUAACUUUUCGGCUUUAUGCCUUGGUUCUAACCCCAGGCGGGAAAAACAUAAGCACUGUAGCUUUUAUAAAAACAGGCCAGGCUAUCGUACCAUUUUACCAGAUUACACAGCAGGUGCUUUUUAUUAACUUACGAGAGCCAAGUCUCAUUUUUGAUAAUAUAUAUAUUUAUUAAAUGUAUUAAUGUGUGUUUUAUAAUGUACCCCUUCCUCGCUGCUGACUGUUGCAUACCGUUAACCUUGUACAUCUUUGAAGGGUUUUCAAGACAAUCAAUGUGUACCAUAAUGACUGUACAUAAAUAUACAAGAUUAAAAAGAAGUUGUAAAGCAUGGGCAAAUAUACUUUAUUUUCAAAAUGCUGUUCUUAACAAAAAUUAAAAUAAAGGCUUUACUAUUUA